AGAACCCCAGAGAUAUCGAGAGAGAGAGAGAGUGAGAGAGAGGAAAAAUGGAGAAGCCAGAAGAAGUAAGCAGCUCAAAGAUGUAUGGAGGAUACAACAAGAGAUACAAGCACUUCAGUCCAACGCUCGGCUGCUCCAUGACCUUCCACAUUUACUUCCCACCUUCAUCUUCACCACAGCUCAAGCUCCCUGUCCUUUACUGGUUGUCUGGCCUUACAUGCUCAGAUGAAAAUUUUAUUGUCAAGUCUGGAGCCCAACGUGCUGCUUCUGGUGAAGGAGUUGCGCUAGUUGCCCCUGAUACAUCUCCAAGAGGCCUUAAUGUGGAAGGAGAGUCAGACAGCUGGGACUUCGGAGUAGGUGCUGGAUUUUAUCUAAAUGCUACCCAAGAGAAGUGGAAAAAUUGGCGUAUGUAUGACUAUGUUGUCAAGGAAUUGCCAAAAGUUCUUAGUGAACAUUUUCAAGAGCUUGAUACUUCACGUGCAUCCAUUUCUGGACAUUCGAUGGGGGGACAUGGAGCCUUGACAAUUUACUUAAAAAAUCUUGACAAGUAUAAGUCAGCAUCUGCCUUUUCACCAAUUGUGAAUCCUAUAAAUUGUGCUUGGGGUCAGAAGGCUUUCUCGAACUAUUUGGGUAGCAGUAAAUCUGAUUGGGAGGAAUACGAUGCCACUUGUCUAGUUGCGAAGUUCAGCAAAUUUUCGACUCCCAUCUUAAUUGAUCAGGGGGAGGAGGAUAAAUUCCUGCAUGAUCAGCUCUUGCCCCAGAAAUUCGAGGCAGCCUGCAAGAGCGUAAAUGCACCGCUCAUCUUGCGGAUGCAGCCUGGGUAUGAUCACUCCUACUUCUUCAUUGCGACCUUCAUCGACGAUCACAUCCGUCACCAUGCCAAAGUUCUUAAUUCCAAGUAAAUUAUAAAUUCGGGGAUUACUUACAUGAAACCUCGCGUGGAUCUUGGAUUGCAGCAUGUGGAUUCUCCUGUUUUUAUUUUAUUUUCUUUUUUCUGGAUUUAGAACUGUCCAACCCAUCUAGAUAUGUGCUACUCGGUUCUACUUUAGACCAUGAUCACAAGUUGAGAAUAAACUUAUGGUGAUUGCAAUAA
Magnolia sinica is the source of this 1093-nucleotide messenger RNA. Its product is annotated as S-formylglutathione hydrolase. The coding region runs from base 48 to 902 and encodes 284 amino acids. Gene Ontology annotation, cellular component: cytosol. The record is from RefSeq and is a predicted model, not a curated record. Gene Ontology annotation, molecular function: S-formylglutathione hydrolase activity. The transcript is spliced from 7 exons. Gene Ontology annotation, biological process: formaldehyde catabolic process. NCBI's taxonomy places the organism in Eukaryota, Viridiplantae, Streptophyta, Magnoliopsida, Magnoliales, Magnoliaceae.